AUGAUCAUCUUCACUAUAAUCGGACUCGUUAUAGGCGUGCCGCUCUGCAUCUUCUACCGUAACAGCCAGGCCGCGAAGAGAAAGCUCUUCGCGUGUUGCUGUCCACAGAGAUUGGAAGAACUGGCCGAGGAGGAAGAGGCGAAGAGACAGGCGAAAAUCGCGGAGCCGAGACCGUGGGAGCUGCAGCAGCCGGGGAUGAAAUUCUCUCUAAAGGGCAGCGGCAGAGGGGAGGAGGAGGAGGAUGGGGAGGAUAGCGACUGGGCGAUGUCAGCGCAGGGGGGAGUGGCGCGGUCGGUUUCUGUAGAGGCUGCAGCGCCAGGGAGGGGGGUUGCGGGCGGGCAGGGCGUGCCCAGAGCUGUGUCUGCGGAAGCAGCCAUACACGCAGGGGACAGUCAGAGAAUGCUGCCAGGGGCGGUAGGAGCAGGUGGUGCUGGGGUGGGCGGUUUUUGUGCAGCAGGAGCAGCAGGGAGAGCGGACGGGCUGACCCGGGCCGGCCCCAGAAGCACUGUGCAAUUCAUGAGCGGUGAUGGCCGAGGCGAGAUGGAACACUAUGGCAGGAGGAGGGAUGAGGACGAGGAGGAGGAGGAGAAGGAGGAUAUGACCGGGGCUGUGGAGUAUGAAUAUGAUGAUAUUGACAUGGACUCGCCUGGGGGGCAUGGGGAUGCGUAUACAUCAUACAGCCAUGGCAGGAGCGGCAGCGCUGCUGCUAUUCGCCAGCCGCCUCGCCACAUGCCGGCACCCACACGCGACUACGAUGACGAGGAUUCGGACCCGGAUGACGUGGAGGAAUACACUCCUGUGAGGGGGCCACGUCAGCAGGGGAUGUCCGGGCGGCAUGACUAUGAGUAUGACUCGGGACCUGGGAGAGGGAGGGGGUUGGGAAGCGGAAGGAGGGUGGGGAGUGGGCGGGAAGCAGGAAGGGAUGAUGGGAGGGAGGAGGCACGGAGACCACUGCACGCGGCACGGGGUGAUGAGAGAUACGAUUCGGACGAGUCAGAGGACCUAUAUGACGAUUGA
This is a messenger RNA of Closterium sp. Naga37s-1, 1017 nucleotides long. NCBI's taxonomy places the organism in Eukaryota, Viridiplantae, Streptophyta, Zygnematophyceae, Desmidiales, Closteriaceae. The record is from the annotation of a GenBank genome assembly.